Molecule: messenger RNA, 1212 nt
Organism: Rosa rugosa (rugosa rose)
Lineage: Eukaryota; Viridiplantae; Streptophyta; Magnoliopsida; Rosales; Rosaceae
Exons: 11
Coding region: 1-1086 (361 amino acids)
Cellular component (GO): membrane
Source: RefSeq, a predicted model, not a curated record
AUGGAAAGCAGUGUUUGGCCUCGUGCUGCUGGAUAUAGAUCACAGAACGAUGAACAUAGAGCCCACAAUUUUUCUAAGCAUGAGACGUCGUGUGACAGCGUGGUGAAGAAGGGUCCAAAGGCUAGGAUCGGGAUUUGGGAUCCGGGUCAGGUCGGGGUGACGGUGACUCUUCCUCAGCUACUAAAUCUGGCAAACUUGAGAGCCCGCUCGUCGUUUAGGCCUGAUGGGGCCCGCAGUUUCGACGGCGACGACGACCGUCAUCUGAGAUCUUGGCGUCGCAAACUCCUCUCCUCCCUCACCGCCGUCAAACUCAAGCUCACCUGGACCUCCGCCUUCAGAUUCGCCCUCCUCCUCUUCCUCCUCGCCGCCAUUGCCACCGCCUGCAUUUCCCUCCCAAUCGAAAAGAGUUUGAAGGAUUUCUUGUUAUGGAUUAAGCAGGAUCUUGGACCUUGGGGUCCACUUGUUUUGGCUGUCGCAUACAUUCCUCUCACCGUGCUGGCAGUUCCGGCUUCUGUACUUACUCUUGGUGGAGGUUAUCUUUUUGGUUUGCCCGUGGGAUUCAUUGCAGACUCUAUCGGUGCAACAUUAGGUGCAACAGCGGCAUUCAUUCUUGGAAGAACAAUUGGAAGAUCUUAUGUUAUUUCCAAACUAAAGCAUUAUCCAAAGUUUCAAGCUGUUGCUGUUGCCAUUCAGAGAUCUGGUUUCAAGAUAGUUCUUCUGCUGCGGCUUGCUCCUUUGCUUCCAUUUAACAUGCUGAACUACCUACUCUCUGUGACUCCUGUUCACAUAGGGGACUAUAUGCUGGCAACUUGGUUGGGAAUGAUGCCGAUCACAUUUGCACUGGUAUAUGUUGGUACAACUCUUAAGGAUCUUUCAGAUGUUACACAUGGAUGGAAUGAAGUUUCAACAACUCGUUGGGUGUUUAUAGUACUUGGUUUUGGAAUAUCCGUGAUUCUUCUGAUUUGCAUUAGUAAAGUUGCAAAGGCUUCUUUGGAAAAAGCACUGGCUGACAAUGCUGAAAUAGAAGGGAUAUUCUCGUCUUCAACGCUGCCCAUUGUAGCAGGAAUGAACUAUAUAAAGGAGUAAAAGAGAAGAAAAUUUCUCCCACAGCAUUCGUGUACAGCAGCCGCACCCACUUUGUUUGCCAUUCCAAUUGUACCGAACAGUUCUUAGCAAUUAAUUGAAUGCGUAAAUGAUCAUUUUCAAGUUCAA